Cricetulus griseus (Chinese hamster) is the source of this 1341-nucleotide messenger RNA. The record is from RefSeq and is a predicted model, not a curated record. NCBI's taxonomy places the organism in Eukaryota, Metazoa, Chordata, Mammalia, Rodentia, Cricetidae.
AUGCAGCAUCCUCUGACGGGGGCCACCUGCGUGGCACUCCCCAACGUGGGCAUGUGUCCCCAGCUCUCGUGUGCCUUGACUUUUAUGUACUUACAGCAGGGUAAUCAGGAAGCAGCGGCCGCCCCUGACACAAUGGCUCAACCUUAUGCCUCAGCCCAGUUUGCUCCACCUCAGAAUGGCAUCCCCGCAGAAUACACGGCCCCUCAUCCCCAUCCCGCGCCAGAGUACACCGGCCAGACCACCGUCCCCGACCACACAUUAAACCUGUAUCCUCCUACACAGACGCACUCGGAGCAGAACGCUGACACAAGUGCGCAGACCGUCUCCGGCACCGCCACACAGACAGAUGAUGCAGCACCAACUGAUGGCCAGCCCCAGACACAACCUUCUGAAAACACAGAAAACAAGUCCCAGCCCAAGCGGCUGCAUGUGUCCAACAUCCCCUUCAGGUUCCGGGAUCCAGACCUCCGACAAAUGUUUGGUCAAUUUGGUAAAAUAUUAGAUGUUGAAAUUAUUUUUAAUGAGCGAGGCUCGAAGGGAUUUGGUUUCGUAACUUUCGAAAAUAGUGCGGAUGCGGACAGGGCGAGGGAGAAAUUGCACGGUACCGUGGUAGAGGGCCGUAAAAUCGAGGUUAAUAACGCAACAGCACGUGUAAUGACUAAUAAAAAGACUGUCAACCCAUACACCAAUGGCUGGAAAUUAAAUCCAGUUGUGGGCGCCGUCUACAGCCCCGACUUCUAUGCAGGCACGGUGCUGUUGUGCCAGGCCAACCAGGAGGGAUCUUCCAUGUACAGUGGCCCCAGUUCACUUGUAUAUACUUCCGCAAUGCCUGGCUUCCCAUAUCCAGCCGCCACUGCUGCAGCUGCAUACCGAGGGGCCCACCUGCGAGGCCGUGGCCGCACCGUGUACAACACCUUCAGGGCUGCAGCGCCCCCACCCCCAAUCCCGGCCUAUGGCGGUGUUGUUUACCAGGAUGGAUUUUAUGGUGCAGACAUUUAUGGUGGUUAUGCUGCAUACCGCUACGCCCAGCCCACCCCUGCCACUGCCGCUGCCUACAGUGACAGAAAUCAGUUCGUCUUCGUUGCAACAGAUGAAAUUUCUUGUAACACCUCUGCAGUUACGGACGAGUUUAUGCUGCCGACCCCUACCACCACACACUUGCUCCAGCCCCCACCUACGGCGUUGGUGCCAUGCCCCAAGGUUCCAGCCCCAGCACAGACUUCAGAGGAGCUAAGCUGCACACUUCCAGGCCUCUGCUGUCAGGCAGCUGAGAAUCUGCCUGCCUCUCCUCCCCUUUUACAAUUCAUGUUUAAAGUUAUAGUCGCCCAGGAGAGAAAGUAG